This is a messenger RNA of Naegleria fowleri, 459 nucleotides long. RefSeq lists its product as uncharacterized. The coding region runs from base 1 to 459 and encodes 152 amino acids. The record is from RefSeq and is a predicted model, not a curated record. NCBI's taxonomy places the organism in Eukaryota, Heterolobosea, Eutetramitea, Acrasida, Naegleriidae. The transcript has a single exon.
AUGACCAUCAAACCGUACGUUUUCACAGCAGGAGCUGUCAGUGCUUUGGGUUUUGCCCUUCAUGUGUCAUUGGGAGGCAAGCAUAUCGUAACACCUCUCUUAAAGAAGCAUGAAGAGAAACAAUUGAAUGAAAGAGUCGUUAAUUUGCUUCAUGCUUGUUGGCAUAUCACUUCUCUCUCAUUGGCAGCUUCUACAGCCGUUCUUCUCUCCUAUGCCUUGGGAAGAGACUAUUUGAUGGGAAAGAGUAUCAAGCUCACUCCGGAACUCAUUGAAUUUGUGAGCGAAUUGAAUCUUGGUGCAGCAUUGGUGGUUCUGGAUUUCUCCUUGUUUGGAGUAGUUGAUCAAGAGAAGGAAGCUAAUUUGGAAACCAAGCAAGUGGUGUUGCAUCGAUUGACAAGAUUCCCUCAAUGGAUGGCAUUUGGUGUGAUUGGUCUACUUCCACUGAUUGAAAAAAAGUAA